Molecule: messenger RNA, 1606 nt
Organism: Raphanus sativus (radish)
Lineage: Eukaryota; Viridiplantae; Streptophyta; Magnoliopsida; Brassicales; Brassicaceae
Product: F-box protein At1g30790-like
Exons: 2
Coding region: 312-1493 (393 amino acids)
Molecular function (GO): protein binding
Source: RefSeq, a predicted model, not a curated record
GGCAUCUUCUCCCACGGUGACUUUCUAUUUCUACGUGACUCUCCUUGGUCACUUCCUUUUGUUCUUUUCUCGUGUGGAAAGUUUUCUUGCUUCCACUUCUUUUGUACAUAUUAAUCAAAGGUUCAGUUCCAACACUUCCUCAUGAAUCCAUUGAUUAAAAUCUUCUCGUUCUUCUCUUGUGAUUCUUGUCUCCCUCUUGAGAGGAAUCUCCUUUUUUUUUUAACACAAAGAGAGGAAUCUCCAAGAGCUUCUUUUUGUCCAUCUUGCUUUCUUUCUCUUAGGGUUGUGGAAUUCACCACCAAGCGGUCGUCAUGGAAUAUAGGCAACAGUCUCUUUUGGGUGAUGGAAACUGCACAAGUACCAUUCCUCUCGAUCUCCUAGUUGAGAUACUCUAUCUACUCCCUCCCAAAUCACUUAUCAGAUUCCAAUCCGUGUCAAAGCUGUGGUUCUCUACUAUCCGCAGUAAAGUUUUCGCAGACUUGUUCCUGACUAGGUCAAAGGCUCGUCCCCAUCUCCUUUUAUCCUUGAGUUGCUAUUGGUCCAAAGAGUGUUACAUCUUCUCGGCUCCUGAACAUGACAACAACGACGAUGACAAAUCCUCCACAGUCAUGGCCAGAGACGACAUGAUGAACUUGGAACCCGGCUUUUACUUGGACUCUGGUUCUAUCAACGGUUUUGUCUGCUUCAGAGGUGAGAGACCCGAUUAUAAUCCGAUCACCGUUUAUAAUCCCACCACUAGACAAAUUGUAAAAUUGCCAGACGUUACACCCGACGGAAGACACUUGUACGCACGUCUUGGCUACGAUCCAGUCGAAGAUCAAUACAAGGUGUUGUGUCUGAUGAUGUUCGACCAUGAAAGGCGAAAUAACCAACUGGAGCAUUUUGUUUGCACUGUGAGUUCAUCUAAGAAAGAGUGGAGAAAGAUCGAGAACACGACCGGAGAUUACUAUCACUCUGUCUACGGAGAGACAUGCAUUGAUGGUGCACUAUACUACGGGGUUGGAAAGUCAAGAAUAGUUAAGUUCAACUUUAGAUCAGAGAUGAUUGAGCUUAUUAAAACACCCAAAGAGGCGAAAAUACACCGAAUCACUCUUAUAAAUUACAAGGGGAAACUGGGAGGUGUAGAUUAUUCUUGCACUGAAAAUUUUAUGACAUUGUGGGUUCUUGAGGAUGACAAGAAACAGGAAUGGUCGAGCAUGAGGUGUGACUUACCUUCUACGUGGGAAGAUUUACUUGGGUUUUACGUAAGGUCCAAAGGAGUGAGUCAUACGGGAGAGCUUAUGGUGUUCAACCCGUAUUUAAAGCAAGAGUUAGAGUCAUCUCAGCUAUUUUAUGUUUGCUAUUAUAAUUUUGACAAAAAGAGUAUAAGAAAAGCAGAGAUCCGAGGAAUGGUGGAUGGUGAUUUCAGACGUAUCCGUGGGAUCGGUCAGCUUAAUGGUCUUAUGACGAUAUUAUGUUUUCCAGGUCACAUUGAGAAUAUUAGGUUCUUGUGAUGGUUUUUUGUAAUAUUUAUUAUUCAGGGAUUUUAAUUAGCUUCUUCCAUUCAAUUUCAUCAUGAGUUGAUUAUCAGCGUUUGUAGAAACCAUUAGUUCCUGGAAAUUUUUUU